Molecule: messenger RNA, 3408 nt
Organism: Ogataea philodendri
Lineage: Eukaryota; Fungi; Ascomycota; Pichiomycetes; Pichiales; Pichiaceae
Exons: 1
Coding region: 1-3408 (1135 amino acids)
Biological process (GO): regulation of transcription by RNA polymerase II
Cellular component (GO): nucleus
Molecular function (GO): RNA polymerase II cis-regulatory region sequence-specific DNA binding; DNA-binding transcription activator activity, RNA polymerase II-specific; zinc ion binding
Source: RefSeq, a predicted model, not a curated record
AUGCCGAAGUUGGAGAAUUCGAAUUUGCACAAACAGCGCAAGCGGAAUAGGGUUCCUAUUUCGUGUACGAUUUGCCGGCGUCGCAAGGUCAAGUGUGACAAAAAGAAGCCAGAAUGUACAAACUGUAUCAAGAAUGGAGUGCAACAUCUUUGUCGGUACCUUGAACCCAGCUGGGCCAAGCCUCUGGAUGAAAAAGAGCUGCUUUUCCCUGGAUCUGUGCCGUCGAACCAUCAGAGAGAGCUCUCGACGUUCUCUGGUGACGACGACGCAGAAAUUAAACGGCUGUUGUCCAAGAUAAGAGAGCUAGAACACGAGAACAGCGAGCUUAAAAAAAAUAAACAAACAUCAGGCACCACUCGAACUUUGCUCAAGAACUCAGACAACCUGGUUGACUGCAUUCGCAAUUCGAAUAUCCUGUUCACUGCGAAGAAGGGUCCCACGUAUAAUUUCCCCAUCAUCUACCAGAUCAGUGUUCUUUCGUGGAUGUUUGUUGUUCGUAACGAUUCGUACCUGAACAACUUGUGGCUCAAGAUUUUGAAGCUCCGCAACCACUACGAGUACUACUACAGCAGCAAGAACGCAAUGGCCGACGCCUCCAAGUCUUUGGAGACAGAUUACACCAACUACGAUUUUAGAAUGAGUCGAAUUAGACAGCACAACAAAACCCACGAAGUGCCAAAGGAAAAAAGCAACGAGCACACCAGCAAGCUCAAGAAGUUCCUUGAAACGGCAAUGGUGUUCAACAAGCCUGCCUCGGGCUCAAAGUGUCCAAUCACAGGCCAGGCCGGAGAAUGUCCUGCGCAGCAGUCUCCAACGGUUGAGAAGUCUCCUGUUACUGUGAAACGGUGCCCUGUAAUCCACGACGAUGGCAGCCAAAUCGAAAUGGGCAAAGAGGACGUCGACGACGAAGACGACAUCGAGAACCCGAAAGUUUGUCCGCUCAUGAUCGGCGAUGCCCGGGCCUUGUUCAAAGAAAAACUGUCCAAGAUGUCUGUUUCGGCCAUUAGAGACCUGCCCAAGUCGCACUCUCCUAAAGUGACGUCCAUCUCGGCGGAUUUCACAGAGACAAACAGCGGCUCGUCGAGCACCGCAGAGACCGAGACAGCCCAGUCUGUCGAAAACUCCGAGCCGGUCGCCACCAUUGACGGGUUGCGCAAGCUCAACAAAAAUCCCAAGAAAUCAAAGACCAUAUCUCCUUCCGCAAUCAAGAAUCUCAACUACAACAACACCAAACAGGUCAUUGCUGUGAUUGAAAAGCAUCUGCCCGACCGCAAGGUUGUCUGGCUACUGAUCGACAGAUACUUUGAGAGAUUGUACAUCCAUAUGCCGUACGUGGACGAAGAGACGUUCCGGAUGAGAAUUGCUUCGAUCAUCGACUCUGCCGACUCCUCGUCCCAGGAGAUCCGUCUGGGCUCUAUUGGGUCUCAGUAUUGUGAAGAGUUUUUGAACAUUUGUUUAAUGCUCAUUAUUCUGCGGUUGAGUUGGUUGUCUCUUCCAACCAAAAUGUCCGAAAGUCUCACCCCAGAGGAGCAGAUCAUGAUGAAGCCCGAAAACGUCAUCACCAUGGUGCUCGUGGAUAUGGUGAAGGAGAUUUUUUCAAGCGCCAAAAUCAUGAGCAAACCGUCUCUGAUCAUUUUCCAGGUCGGUCUGUAUCUCAAAUUCUACAACGUGAUGUCGCCCGAGGACGGGUUCGAUCUCGAAGACUCGUACUCGAACACCAACACCAGCCUGUUGAACUCGAACGACCUGAGCGGAGACCUCACCAACGAGAACCCGAAUAUGAACUCUCCAAAUUUCAUGUAUAUGUUGAUCCAAUUGGCCAGAACCAUUGGAUUGAACCGCGACCCGCUCAACUUCAAAAACUUCUAUCCAGCAACAGAGGACCCGGUUUCGAAUGCCAGACUGUUCCGCAAGAGACAUUUAUGGAGAAAAUUGUGGUACGGCCUGCUUGGUAUUAGCAUUGAGAGCAACUUGAGUUUGGGAGACUACGAGAAAGGACUUCCAAUAGAGAUCGACUUCGAUCCGACGCUGGGCUCCGUCAACAAGACAUGGGAUUGUCGACUUCCUGGUGGAGUCGAACAGGGUGUCUUGGAGAAGAGUUUCAAUGGCAACUUGUUGAAGAAGGAGCAACUGGUGGUCACCAAUUUCAAAGACUCUAUUUUGGUGUACCAUACGUUAUACAAAGGAAUGAGCACAUUGUUUAAUGUCGAUGUGACGCCAACUUCGAAGGACUUCGAUGUAAUUCUUGCCAAGUUGCUGGACCUUGUUUCUGAUCGGUCCAAAAUCAAGCUGAACAUGGCCUCGUUCAUCAGCGACGAGGAAGAAACGCCUUUGGAAAGAUAUGUCAAGAUCUACAAGUUCAAGCUCCACUUGGUGGUGAAGUCGAUGCUGUUUGCCCUGAACUAUCUGCUUUUCCUCAACCACGAACAGAAAUUCAACAGAUGGAUCUCUGAAAAAGGAACCAGUAUAGAGAAGCUGGAGAAGCAAAAAGAGCACAUGGGCACGUACUUCGAGAGCUGUUUGCUGCUUGCUGUUGACAACUACGAUAUUUUCAACCAGGUCUACGAGAAAAGCGAUACGUUGUAUCCGAGCUGCGGAUCGCAGUUAAUUCUCUAUCCGUAUCUUUUGAUAUUGAACCACCGGUCGCACGAGUUUUUGAUCUCGUUGAUUUUGCGGUUGCAACAGAACUCGCCUGUGGUUUUGGAGAUUCUCAAGAAGAACAAUAUUGACCAGGAAGAACUGAUGAGCAGACUGUUUGACUACUUGCAAUCUUUCCUGGACAAACUGGAGGAUCUCACCAAGCUGUACUACUAUGCAUGGAGAUUGAAGAAGAUGGUCAAGUUUUUCCACAACAUUCUGACCAACUCCAACAAACUGUUCAACUUCAACUUCAAGAAUCUCGAGACCGACCAAACCAAAACGGACGUGGUGCUCGAAACUCCGAGACAGUCGCAACCGUUGCAACUGCACCAGCCACCGUCCCAGAUCAAGAGGGAGCCUACAAACGCGUUCGAGAUCGCGUUCGGUACCUCGAAACUGCCGCCCGUCACCGACUUCACGGGCGUGCCUGACGCGGUCGACAUGAACGGCGGGACUCCAAUCGAGCCACAGAUGAACGUUGCCCCGAUGCCCGACAUGUUCGACGACUCGUUCCUGACCGAGCUGUCGGACUUCAACGGACCCCUACCUAAUGAUAAUGUGAACAACUUAGCUAUGAUGGAUGCACAGCCCAUGAUGAUGAUGGAAAACGGCGCUGGCCACGGCUUUGCCCAACCGGGCUUCCACAACUCGUUGAACGAGAUCGAUUUCACCAACGUCGAUCUCAGCUCGCCGUUCGACAACUACCCAAUGAACUAUGAGAACGGCUACCAGAACGGGCUUGGAAACCUCAAUUUCCACUUCAACUAA